Molecule: messenger RNA, 618 nt
Organism: Penicillium expansum
Lineage: Eukaryota; Fungi; Ascomycota; Eurotiomycetes; Eurotiales; Aspergillaceae
Exons: 1
Coding region: 1-618 (205 amino acids)
Biological process (GO): protein acetylation
Molecular function (GO): N-acetyltransferase activity
Source: RefSeq, a predicted model, not a curated record
AUGCAACGCAGCUGGCGCCAAGACGCCGACAAACUAACUUUCAUCGUCUGCCGGGCGAUCACAACAGGCACUGAAGAUGGCGUUCCCAGCCAAACAGAGCUACAAACAGAAAGUGACUCGCCAGCUACUAUGGUCGGUGAUAUCAACCUCUUUCUACGCAUCGACGACGGUGAGGAGGGCGAUAGUCCACCACAAAUAGUCGGUGAGGUCGAGCUCAUGAUCGCCGAGAAAGUCAACCAACGACGCGGGUUUGGGCGCGCUGCUUUACUCAUGUUCAUGCGGUAUAUUGUUCAGAACCAAGGGGCUAUUCUGGAUGAGUUUGUUGGCGGUGGUGAUGUCGAUGUUGAGACUGUGCGGAAGUUGCGGACUGGUGUUAAGACGGCGGGGUCAUCGGAGGGGUUGACGUUUGAGUGUCUGAGUGUUAAGAUUGGACAGGCGAAUUUGAGGAGUUUGGCUUUGUUUGAGGGGCUUGGGUUUGAGAGGGUUUCUGCUGAGGCGAAUUUCUUUGGGGAGUUCGAGUUGCGCAAGACUGAUUUGAGUCUAGGUGGUGUUGAUGCGGCGCUUGAGGGCGCUAAGGUGCGAGGGUUCAUUGCUUUGCCUUAUGAGAGAACAGAAUAG